UACUACAGCAGUCGACGGCGAACGGUCGUUUACGCUCACAAAGCGAUGCGAUAUUUCGUGAAAAUAAAUCGUUGUUUUAAAUGCAAUUUAAAUAUAAGUGAAAAUUUUAACUGAAAAUAAUAGUAUGAAGAUAAAAUUAAAAUUUCAAAACAUUAGAUGAAUAGAAUUCAGCUUUUAUAAUAAAUUUAACUAAGAAAUUUAAGUAAAGAUUAGUUAACAAAAGUUUUAGUGAUUUGUGUAAAUGUGUAUUGUGAUUUGGAUGGAGUUCGUGUAGUACGAUUAAAUUAAAUGAAGCAAGGCACAUACAGCGGAUUUGAUGCCAUCAGCGAAUAAGGAUUGACCCACCGGUACACCAGACGCAAUUCCAAAUGGAUAACAAGAAAAAUUUACCAGCGACUCAACAGCCGCUGACUCAGCAGCACAUAAUGGCUCAUCAUGUCCAUCCCGACCAAAUAUAUUCACAUCAGCAAAUGUCUAAUCACAUAACAUCAAACCAACCAAUACAAAAUCAACCAAAUGGUGUGAUACAUCAACAACAGAUUAUACAAAAUCAGUAUCAUGCAAAUAUGACUGCUCGUUCUCCACUUUUAGAAAAUAGACAUGAACUGUAUGGUACUAGUCAUAAUCACGAAUACGCAAGACAUUACGGAGCAAACGACAAUUAUAACUACCAGCAACAACAACAGUCACCCAUCACAGAAAGAACUGAACAAGUGAUACACACUGAUCAUAAUGUAAACCAUGAUAUUAUGCACAAUAUUCCCAAAGGAUACAAUGCGGAAGUUUAUCAAGACUACAUGAAACGUAACCCACCGAAAGAUAAUAACCAAAUAUAUCAAAAUCAUCAACCUACGUAUAGGCCAAAUAUGAACCAGUAUGGUUCUAAACCUUAUUUACCAUAUUCAAAUAGAAUAGGACCUCAAAGUAAUACUGAGUUAUUAAGAAGGCAAUAUAAUGAAAUACAACAAAUGAAAAUGCAGCAACAAUUACAUUAUCAGAAUCAAGCACAAAUGCAUCAACAGCAAAAGUUCGCCGAGCGACAACUUUUGCUACAACAAAUACAUGGCGUACAGCCACCACCAAAUUUACAGAAUAGUAUAUAUUCAGACGGUUCCUAUCGCGAUGUUGAUAGCAGAUAUGGCAGUAGAAACGAUUUUAAAGAUUAUUCUGGUGACAUUCAUAAGGAGGUCGAUAAAUAUGCUAAAAACAAUGAAUAUAGGGAGAUGGAAAAGCAAAAUAAACAGUACCAAGAAUCGCAAUGGACGCACAUCAAUCAAGAGUCUGGAUUUCGAGAAACAGAACGCUAUCGAAAUCAACACGAUGAGGAGAAACACAAGCAUAGAUCACCGCCAACAGAUUUUAAUAACCAAUUACUAAAAAAUAAUUCUGGCGCAAUGUCACCGAUGAAAUCAAGUGAGUCAAGUACGCCUAGUAUCAAAUCGCCAUCUUCUGAGAGUCGAAGAAGUAGUAGCGGUCAAGCGUUGCGUUCCCCCACUGCGCAAAGGAUUCCUUCAGCACCAGUCACAAUGUCAGGCAUGUUGUAUAAGCAAGGUUCUGAUGGUCUGAAGGUUUGGAGGAAAAGAUGGUUCGUGCUUUCGGAAUAUUGCCUGUUUUAUUAUAAAAGCCAGGAUGAAGAAAAAUUACUAGGAUCCGUUCUAUUACCCUCUUACAAGGUGUCAGCUUGUACAAGCGAGGAUAAAGUAAUGAGGAAGUUUGCUUUUAAAUUAGAACAUGCAAAUAUGCGGACGUACGUGUUAGCAGCAUUGGAUCAGGAGUCUAUGUUGAAAUGGGUUAAAGCACUUACAAUGGCUGCGCUUAUGCAAAAUUAUAUCGAUCCACAGCAGAUUAACGACAGAACAACUGUAAAAACAGAGGACGAUGAUGAGGUCCCUGGUCCAACAUAUGCUAACGCACCUCCGAAGCCGCGUCGUUCAAAUGAUGGAUACAAUUCACCUGGAUCAGAUAUAUAUGAUCCAAACUAUGAUCUAUUGAAGAAACCGGAUUCACAAUAUAACCAGAGUGGAAAUCACGGUCAAUACCAUAACCAUGCUAAUUACGCAAACAAAAUUAGUCCAGAAUCCUAUGUUCGUAGUUCACAAUCACCACCUAUGCAACAUUCUUCAUACCAAGCAAAGAGACAUAAUGAAAGUCAAGUUACACCAACGACUUCACAUAAUACGGAUAGAUUGAAUAGAAAUCAAGAUCACUCAAUUUAUAAAUAUAACCCACAGUCGCCUUCUUUCGAAAGACCUGUGAAUCAACAGCAACAGCCAGAUGAGGCCAUUUAUAAUCAACAAACGCAGAACAAUCCCUUUUUACAAAAUUAUUCUGGACAAGAAACAAGAAGUAAGAAUACCGAAAUGCAAAAUAAUCCAUCUACUUCAGAGCAAAAGAAAUCUAAUGCAGUAUAUGAAGAGAGUUAUCCCGAAUCAAGGGUUAAUUCCAAAACCUACGAUAACAAUGCUUACACGCGUGAUGUUUAUGGCGAAUUAAAUGCUAUUAGAUCGGUCAACUCAACCAGUGGAGUUAAUGACCGAAUUAUGGAGAGACGAACGCCUGAUGCAUAUGGACGGUCUACUUCUUUGUCAAAUUAUAAAGGUAAAAUGGGGGAUUACGAAGAUGUUUAUUCUUCAUAUUUAAAUGAAAGCACGUCAAAAUCACCUAACGCGCCACAACAACGGGAUAACAUCAGCCUGUCGAGUCAAAAGCAAUCGAUCAAAUCAAACCCGCCCCAAGAAAAAGUAUUUAGUGGACCCUCUGUAUUGCGCAGAAAGAAAAUGCAAGCUAGCGGCAUUCAACCACCCAUGCCGCGACCUCACAGUGCUGAUUUUCUAGAAUAUGAGUCUAAAAACGAAUCUCUAAAUAAAACGAUGCCAGCUCGAAAUGUUUCUGAUAUGCCUAAACAUCCACAAAGGCCUAAAUCAAGUCUCGAUAUUAAUUCUUAUUAUGACCCCAGUUCAGAUACCUAUUAUUCAGAAGAAAAAUAUGCUGAAAAGAUGCGCCAGUCAGCGCAAUAUUUACAACAGCAAGGUCUGGCACCAAGAAAUAUUCAAAUACCUUUGGCAAAAUAUGCGAGCGGCUUGGCCGAGAAACAACUAAAUUCUCCAUAUGCCCAUUCAACGAACAAUAACUACGAAACGGAAUUUAGUGUAAGACAAAACCGUGAUAACAUAAGCUAUAACUCGAAAUACAGUGAUUUGGAAGGUCUAAACUCCAAUUGGAUGUUGAAAGAAAAAGAAUUGGAAAACCAAAAAGAGUACAUGAAUCGAAGUGGAAGCGUAAUGAGCGAUGGUUCAAAUGCAAGUUAUCUAAAGGAAGCAAACAGGAUUGAUCCAAAUACAGAUGGCUUUAUAAGAUCGGCGAGUGCGAGGUUGCCAUCUACAGAACGUGAAGGAGAGAAAAAAGUUCAACAGCGAGAGGAAUCAAUGAAAAGAUUAUUAGAAUGGAAACAGAGAAUGCUACAAUCUCCAUUAACUAGGAAGAGUACACCGGCAACUAUAUCGUUGGCGAGGUCUUUAAAUCAAAGUCGUCAAUCAUUAAGAUCUGAUCAAUACAAACCUAAAACAUAUGCAAAUACUUCUUACAACAGCUAUUCUUCUGAUGAUGAAGAGGACACACCUGGAACUGAUCUGCAAAACUCAAGUGAUAUGCAGGCAGGAAGGUCUUACAUAGAGGGCAUAAGAAGUCCUUCAAUAUCACAACCAAUAUCCCCGCACGCGCCUAGUACAACUCAAUCUGCUGAUAAAAAAGGCAAGGAGAAUAUUAACACGUCAUAUCUUGAUAAUGCAUAUGAAAAUGUGUCGCUUGAAGGAAGUUCCUCUAAUAUAACUAAGAACGAUUCUAAUGAAGACAAUAUAUAUGAAGACCAUAUUCCUGAAAAUUUUGAAGAAAAGGAGGGCAUUCAACCGAUAGUAAAAAAUGAUGGAUAUGAAACGCAUGAUAGCGAAUCAGAAUCUGAAGCUCAAGUUGAAUACACAGACAACGAUUUAGAUGAGGUUUUAUUGGAAUCAGACGCUGACGAAAAAUAUUCUAACAAUAACACCUCGUGUGAAAAUGAAUUACAAAACAUAAACAAUAAAAAUUCUGAUGAUAAUCAGUCAGAAACUCCGCCAAUGCGAACUUCUGGUGAAGAUCACUAUUUACCAAUGAGUCCAAGGAAGUUAUCUUCAAUAGAACCUGUCCAUAAAAUGAUUAUGGAAAAUUUAAGUGUUUUUGAUCAAUCUAUGCCGCCCAUGUACGAAGAUAAUCCUUACGUUGAAAUGAAUUUAGGUGUUGACGAUGAUGAUAUGCAAACUUAUGAAAUAGUUUGUGUAAAUAAUGGACAAGUUGAACCAGUUUAUAUGGAAUUGAGUAACGUUAGAUUGGAUGAAAAAUCUUCAGAAGAUAUAAAUACAAAAUUUAGUCAUAUGAACGAUGCAGCUUCAAAUUUUGCAGAUACAAAGGAUCCGACACUUAGACGCGUCUCAAAAUCUGAUAAAUACAGAGAAAAAGCUGAUAGUUCAGAUGCAGAUGAUGAAUGUUCAAAGGAUGUGUCACUUGAUGCUCCAUGCAGUAGGUUUAGUAUAUCUGAUACUUUUAGACCAGCUUCUUAUUAUUUAAGUGGCAGUACAACAAUUUUGAGCCGUCAAGAUAGCUCUGAUGGUGAAAUUUUACCACCUCCACCAAUUCCAAGUUCAUCUCCGCCUUGUGAUGAGCUUUCCGACGAAGCUUUAUCUCGUUAUGUAUUAGACAAGCUUGAUAAAUCAGACAUAUCUCAGGAUAAUUCUAUCUUAAAAAUGUUAACAAAUGAAAAACAGAAUAUGAAUAAGAUGAAAAGAAAAGCAACAUCUUUAAUGAUAUAUGGUAGCCGUACAUCUAUACAUGAUACUCUAACAAGAGGUGAAAAAGUGCGUCACAAUAGAGCGAGCUUGACAAAUGAUAGAAAUAAAGUAAACGAAGAUGAUAAAACUACCAUUAAUUUAUUAAAUAGGUCUUUACUGGAUUUGAAACGUAAUUCUUCUGAUUACAUAGACUCUGAUUCUUUUAGAAGUUGUAUUAUUGAAAAAGGUUUAUCUAGACUAUCGUUGGAUUCCGACGUGAGUAGUAAAUUUGAAGUAACACCAUCAAAUGUUUCAUCAGAAAUUACAAGCUUAAUAGACGAAGAGUCUAUUUUAGAAUUACGCCAUUCGGAUACGUAUGACGAAUCCCAUUUUGAUAAAAUAAGACCCCUCUCCGACAACUCAUUGUAUAAUAAAAUAUCAAUUGAAAAUGUGUUCAAUGAGCCAAGUACAAGCACUUCCAGGGAUUUCUUGGUAUCAUCUCCUGUAAUUGAUGAAAACGAAAUGAGUUUAAAUUUGAAUUCAGUAACUUCUUUACCUAAUAAUGCGACUGGCACAUCACUUUGUUCACACAGUCGCUCCUCUAGUACCCCAAUAAGUUAUAGUACAUGCAGCACUAGUUACAUUAAGUCACCAAAUCAAAUCGUGGAGUCGAAACGUUUAGCAGCACAAUACAAAAGUAUUGCUGAACAUGCUUCUGGAUAUAUAGGUUCGCAAAGUUCUUGUAGUUCUGUAGGAAUUUCUAACUCACCGAUAUCGUUUUACACAAAAAAUUAUAAAGGAGAGACAUUGCUUCGAAAGAAUUUAAACAAAAACAACAUUGCCGAUAAAGUAAAGGAGUUUGAAACAGAGAAGAUAAAUAUUAAAGACGAAAGCAAUGCAUCAUCAUUAUCCACUGGAUUUCAUAGUAGGGAGAGUUCUACUGAGCAUGGGGCUCCAUAUUAUUAUUCUGAUCUAUCAUCUCAAGAACAUAUUAAUGUUCUUCCAACAUCUCAUUACUUGAAGAAUACUAAUAUACAUCGAAAGUUAAAUAAUCAACGCCGACGUGGUCCUUUUCAUAAAAAGAAUGAAAUAUCACAUAUUCAUAAUCCUAUUCAUAGUAACAAUACUGCUUUUAGAUCAAAUAACUCAUUUGAAUUAGCAGCUGCAAGAAGCGUAUCAGUUGAGUUUCUUAGUGCAACGGAAAAAGAUACAGAAAUUGACUUAAAGAAUAUAUAUGAAUCAACUAGUCAUAAACAGUCAAAAAUACCUGAAUCAAUAAAUUUAUUACCCGGUCUAGUUUGCAAAAGAAGUAUUAAUAAUAACUUGGACAAAAGUCAAUUAGAUAAUGAAAAUUUUCAAAGUCGUGGUUACGGGAAUGAAAGAGUAUCUACUGGAAGCAUGUCUUCACACUGUAGCGAAAAUUCAUCAAAUACAGUUUAUUAUGACGCUGAAGCUGAAGCAACUACAUAUGAAAAUAUUUGUGUAGGAGAAAAACAUUGGGAUGAAGAUAAUUUGUGGAGGGACAAUUUAAGGAGAGUUUCACAUCGACACGCUCGUUCAAUGGAUGAUUUAGAUGCUAUGCCAGAUUCUGUUCAUUUAAAUGUCGAUCCAAGAAACUUAAAUAGUAUAAAACGUGUCAAGAAAAACGAGACUAAAAAGGUAAACAGAAAUGUUACUUACGUUAACUGUGAUAUUCAAGCUCAACUCUUAAGAAACAAAAGUAAUGCAGAACUGCGCAGUGUUGAUAAUGAGGAAAAAAUACCAGACGACAAUGAUGUUUACGUGAGCCUAGCAAAUGAGUUUGACUUAGGAAAUGAGCAGUCGGAUGAGGGUGUUUACGAACAAUUGACAAUUGAUUCUGCAGAAAAUUCGUUGACUGUAAAAGAUAAAUCAAGCGAUUCCAACAAAAGUCAAGAAAAAAACAGAAAGCAGUUUGAAAUUGAUAGAGAAAAACUGAGACAAUGGGAUUUAAUGUCGAGUGGAUUAAUGAAAGGUGGGUCUGGGCGCGUGCGGGGUGCGGUCGUGGGUAUGAACUUAAACGAAGCUGCAUGUGGUUCCGAUAACAGAAUUGAAAAUGCAAGCAACGAAGGUAUCCACUAAGAUUCAGUGGUCCCGUAAAGAACACUAUCUUCUAUGACGAUGUCAGGUACUAAUUUAGAAACUAACACACAUAAUAAUCAACUUAAUCAGCAACCACUGUCAAAGAAAGCAUAUCUUGGAAGUAAUACAUCAAUUGGACGCAGUAACAGAGAUGGCAAUAUACCAGUAAGG
Molecule: messenger RNA, 7070 nt
Organism: Zerene cesonia (dogface butterfly)
Lineage: Eukaryota; Metazoa; Arthropoda; Insecta; Lepidoptera; Pieridae
Gene: kmr
Exons: 10
Coding region: 369-6899 (2176 amino acids)
Source: RefSeq, a predicted model, not a curated record